AUGAAAGUCGCGGUCUUAUCUCUAUUUGUGGCUGUAUGCGCAGGCGCACCACAACAGAGAGUCACUGGUGGAACUGAAGUGGAUAUUACGUCUUAUCCCUAUGUAGCUGCACUCCUGAGAUACGAAUUCGAAUUAGGGGCUUACUCCCAAACCUGCGUCGGCGCCAUUAUCAAUAACAGAUCCAUUUUGACUUCUAUUAACUGUGUUGAGAUUGAUCCAGUUAACUACUGGCGUGCCCGACUUGGGUCAUCCCUAGCCAGCAGUGGUGGUAUUAUCCACUAUAUGAGAGCUUUCAUCUUUAACCCGAGCUACGACACCUACACGUCUGACGGUGAUGUUGCCAUUUUAAGGACCGCACAAACCAUCCAAUACGGAGGUCGAAUCGCUGUAGCUGGCAGAAAUUACGUUGUGGCAGAUAAUUCUCCUGUCACUCUUCUCGGAUGGGGUGACAUUCGUUAUGAAGGACCUCGCUCAGACAAAUUACUAAAGGCCGAUCUCAUUACGAUCAACCAAAAUAAAUGCAAAGAAAACUACAACAUAAUUGCUAUGACUGUAACUGAAAAUAUGCAGUGCGCUGGCACUGCUAAGGGCGGCGCUGACUUCUGUGAAGGUGAUGUUGGAGCUCCCUUGAUUCACAAUAAUGUGCUCAUUGGCAUUGCCUCAUGGCGGACACCAGUUUGUGGCCGGGCUAACUAUCCUGGAGUCUACACUCGCGUUAACCGAUACGUUUCUUGGAUACAGUCAAACGCUUAA
Pieris macdunnoughi is the source of this 753-nucleotide messenger RNA. The record is from the annotation of a GenBank genome assembly. NCBI's taxonomy places the organism in Eukaryota, Metazoa, Arthropoda, Insecta, Lepidoptera, Pieridae.